Camellia sinensis is the source of this 2419-nucleotide messenger RNA. RefSeq lists its product as uncharacterized. Gene Ontology annotation, biological process: protein phosphorylation. Gene Ontology annotation, molecular function: ATP binding; protein serine/threonine kinase activity. Lineage: Eukaryota; Viridiplantae; Streptophyta; Magnoliopsida; Ericales; Theaceae. The record is from RefSeq and is a predicted model, not a curated record.
GAGACACUGAGAGAAACAAAGAAAACACUAACAGCACAGCUUUGUUCAAAAGUUGGAAAAAGAGUUUCAAUUGGGGGAGGGAGAGAGAGGGAGAGAGAAAAGGAGGGGGGCAAUUGUUGGAUGAUCACAUUUUCACGCGUACAAAACCUCGCUCUACACCCGCAUAGUGGUCACUCCCACCAUCACCAAACACCACCACCACUUUCUUCUUCUUCGCUUCUCCUGAUUUGGCGUUAGGGUUUCCAAAUAGCUUUUAUUCUUCUGCAACUGCAAUUCACUCGUAAACUAAAGAUCGCUCAAAAUGUAAUUUUCGAAGAUGCAUAUAUUAUCGUGCUUUGUUAAUCUCUCUUGUCUCUCUCUCAAUGUACGGAGCAAAUGAAAUUCGGUUCUUUUGGAGCUGAGAUUGCAUUGAUACUCGAGAGUUUUAGUUGAUGAAUUGUGUUCUCUUUGUGUUUAGAGGAGAAAGUGGACCGUGAGAGAGAGAAAUGGAGAUGGCAAGGCGCUGGUUUAGUAAGUUCCGAUCGAAAGAUAAACAUAAGUACUCGAAGAAGGAAACAACAAAUGGAAAAGAAGGGUCCAAAGCACCAACCAAUGAGGAAGCACCUUCAAAUGCCACUAAGCAGAAGGUUGCAGCAGCUAAGCAAUAUAUAGAAAAGCAUUAUAAAGAGCAGAUGAAAAACUUGCAGGAGAGGAAGGAGCGGCGUAAUAUGCUCGAAAGGAAGUUGGCUGAUGCUGAGGUCACUGAGGAAGAGCAAAACAACAUAUUAAAAUAUUUGGAGAAGAAGGAAACAGAGUAUAUGCGCCUUCAGAGGCAUAAAAUGGGUGCUGAUGAUUUUGAACCAUUGACAAUGAUAGGAAAGGGUGCAUUUGGGGAGGUUAGAGUAUGUAGAGAAAAGAAAACUGGCCAUGUGUAUGCUAUGAAAAAGCUUAAAAAAUCAGAAAUGCUUCGGAGAGGGCAGGUUGAACAUGUGAAAGCAGAACGAAAUCUACUUGCAGAGGUUGACAGCAAUUGCAUUGUCAAACUUUACUGUUCCUUCCAAGACGAGGAGUAUCUUUAUCUUAUAAUGGAGUACCUACCUGGUGGAGAUAUGAUGACUUUGUUGAUGCGGAAGGAUACAUUGACUGAAGAUGAGGCAAGGUUUUAUGUUGGGGAAACAGUGCUGGCUAUUGAGUCAAUCCAUAAACAUAAUUACAUUCAUAGAGAUAUCAAGCCUGACAACUUGCUGCUUGAUAGAUACGGCCACAUGAAAUUGUCAGAUUUUGGACUCUGUAAGCCAUUGGACUGUAGUAAUCUUCAUGAGAAGGAUUUUUCUGUGGGAAAUAACCUUAGCGGUGCCCUUCAAAGUGAUGGGCGUCCUGUUGCACCAAAACGCAGUCAACAGGAGCAACUGCAGCACUGGCAAAGGAACAGAAGGAUGCUUGCUUAUUCUACCGUUGGUACACCUGAUUAUAUUGCUCCAGAAGUUUUGCUGAAGAAAGGAUAUGGAAUGGAAUGUGAUUGGUGGUCUCUUGGUGCUAUCAUGUAUGAAAUGCUUGUGGGUUAUCCACCAUUUUAUUCAGAUGAACCCAUGUCCACUUGUCGGAAGAUAGUAAACUGGAGAACUCAUUUAAAAUUUCCAGAAGAGGCAAAGCUGUCUCCAGAAGCAAAGGAUCUUAUCAGUAAACUAUUAUGUAAUGUUGAUCAAAGGCUCGGAACAAAAGGCGCAUAUGAAAUAAAGGCCCACCCUUGGUUCAGAGGUAUUGAAUGGGAGAAAUUAUAUCUGAUGAAAGCUGCAUUUAUCCCUGAAGUCAAUGAUGAGUUGGACACUCAAAACUUUGAGAAAUUUGAUGAGGAAGAUAACCAAGUUCCGACUACAACAAGAUCAGGUCCAUGGAGGAAGAUGCUCUCAUCCAAGGACAUCAACUUCGUGGGUUAUACAUAUAAAAACUUUGAAAUUGUAAAUGAUCAUGAAGUUCCUGGAAUCGCUGAAUUGAAGAAGAAGAGCAACAAACCUAAGAGACCCACUGUCAAGUCCCUUUUUGAUGAUGAGUUGGGGACUGAUGUGAAUCAACCUUCUCAGGGAAGCUUUCUCAGCCUCUUACCUCCAAAGCUAGAAAUUGCAAAACAAAGUGAACCGGCAUAAGCCCUCACUAUCGGAUACACCCAAAGUGAUUCAUCCAUCUUUUAUUUACAUUAAAAGGCGGUUUUGUGGGUUUUAAUUUGCCUCAAGUCAACUUGUAUUUUGGUCUGUUUUGUAAAUUAUUUUGUCAUAGUAUAUAUAUCUUUUCUUCUUGAUAAUUGAUGAUGUGUAUGUUCUUUUUCUUUUUUUCUCUUUGUUGAGCAUCAGAAAAUUUGUAGAAUACCUGUUGUUUCUGAUGUAAUUACAUUCUCAGAAUUGGAUUAAUGAUAGCAAUGCCUUUUUUUUUUUGGCCUUUUUAA